CUUUCCUCUUCACUGCCCAUCUCUCUCUCUCUCUCUAUCAUCUUCAUCUUCAUCUUCAUGGCGUCUCUUUUUCCCUCCACUCCCCAUCCCAACACCGACUCAGAAAUCAACGUCGCAUUAGAAAUGGAAACCAGGAAUCCGGUUCAAAACAAACGAGACGUUGAUGCUUUUAAAACGGCGACGGUUCAGAGGCGGUCGGAGGAUGGUGUUUUCCUGACAUGGGAGGAUCUAUACGUGACUGUUUCCAACGGAAAAAAUGGCACGAAAUCGAUCCUUCAGGGUCUAACCGGUCAUGCCCGACCCGGAGAGCUUCUCGCCAUAAUGGGUCCUUCCGGUUGCGGCAAGUCCACGCUUCUUGAUGCAUUGGCCGGGAGGUUGGGUUCGAACAUAAGGCAAACAGGAGAAAUUCUGAUCAAUGGUCGUAAGCAGGUCCUCGCUUAUGGAACUUCGGUAUGGAAAGAAGAUAAUCGCUGUCUUGUUCUGACAAAAAGAUCUUUUGUGAACAUGUUUCGUGAUUUGGGCUACUAUUGGCUGCGGCUAGCAAUAUAUAUUGCAUUAGCUGUAGGCCUUGGUACUGUGUUUUACAAUAUUGGGGAUGGUGAUGGCUCAGUGCAGGCUAGAGGUUCAUUGGUGACCUUUAUAGCUUCAUUUCUGACAUUCAUGGCCAUUGGUGGAUUUCCAUCCUUUGUGGAGGAUAUGAAGAUAUUUGAAAGAGAAAGAUUAAACGGGCAUUAUGGUGCUACUGCAUUUGUAAUCAGCAACACACUCUCUGCCCUCCCAUACCUUGUCCUGGUUUCAGUCAUUCCUGGAGCAAUUGCUUAUUUCCUCCCUGGCCUUCGCAGCGGCCUACAAUUCUUUCUCUACUUUGCUCUUGUGCUUUUUGCUUCCAUGGUGCUGGUGGAGAGCCUGAUGAUGAUUGUUGCAAGCAUCGUGCCCAAUUACCUCAUGGGCAUAAUAACUGGUGCAGGAAUUCAAGGCCUAAUGAUCUUGGUCGGUGGAUUCUUCAGAUUGCCAAACGAUCUUCCAAAGCCAUUGUGGAAAUACCCUUUGCAUGAAAUCGCUUUUCACAAGUAUGCCUACCAAGGAAUGUUCAAAAACGAGUUUGGAGGGAAAAUGUUUCCCAAUCACCAAAAUGGAGAUGAUAUUCUGAGAAACACGUGGCAUGCUGAAAUGGGUUAUUCCAAGUGGGGUGAUCUUGCCGUUUUGCUAGGGAUGAUUGCCUUUUAUCGACUUCUGUUUCUGGGCAUUGUAAAGGGUACCGAGAAGUUCAAGCCUUUGAUGAUUAAGGCUUUCAUGUCAAAGAAAAAUACGCAGGUUAUGAUGAAUCCUUCUUCUACACCCUUGCAUGGAGGGAAGCUGUAGGGCUUGUUUGGUAAUGGUGUAGGUUUCUUAAAGCUGCUUUUGGUGUGGGGGGAGUUGCUGUGUAGAUCGAUCAGUAGCUGAGAAAGCUAGCUGUUUGGUGUAUUUUGCAAAAUGUAAAAACUAGUAUUAGCAGUUGAAUGCAUGCUUUAUAAAUGUUGUAGUGUCUGAGAUUAUCGAAGCAGACAUAAUUAUCUAAAA
Molecule: messenger RNA, 1560 nt
Organism: Corylus avellana
Lineage: Eukaryota; Viridiplantae; Streptophyta; Magnoliopsida; Fagales; Betulaceae
Source: RefSeq, a predicted model, not a curated record